Messenger RNA from Panicum virgatum (switchgrass), 2118 nucleotides. RefSeq names its product DDB1- and CUL4-associated factor 13-like. The transcript is spliced from 18 exons. Gene Ontology annotation, cellular component: small-subunit processome; nucleolus. The coding region runs from base 420 to 1778 and encodes 452 amino acids. The record is from RefSeq and is a predicted model, not a curated record. NCBI's taxonomy places the organism in Eukaryota, Viridiplantae, Streptophyta, Magnoliopsida, Poales, Poaceae. Gene Ontology annotation, molecular function: protein binding. Gene Ontology annotation, biological process: maturation of SSU-rRNA from tricistronic rRNA transcript (SSU-rRNA, 5.8S rRNA, LSU-rRNA).
CCCGAAUCCCGAGGGCGCCGCCGCCACCCGUGCCUGCGCCUCCCGCCGCCGCCCGCCAGUCCCGCCACCCCGUGCGGCCCCGCCUCCUGCCGCCGGCCGCCCGCGGCCCCUGCGCCCUGCUGGUGCACUGCUGGCUGCUGCUGGGCGCCUGGGCGAGCGCGCACCUCCCGCCGCCCUGCGCGGGCACGCGACCGCAGCAAACCCGGGGCGCCGGCGCUCCCCGCCUGGCCACCUCCCGCCGUCCCGCGCACCCACACGGCCGCCGCCUCGACCUUGACUGGACUACCCUAGUUUCAAUUCCUAGGUCUGCCACUGCGGACGAGGGUUUGGAGGACGGUAAGCUUGCAGUGCGCGGCGCAAAACCCUAGCUCCCGGCCCUCUUCUUCUCUCCAAGUGCUCUCCUGCCUCGCUGAUCCGCGAUGAGGGUGAAGGUGAUAUCGCGAUCCACCGAAGAGUUCACGCGCGACCGCAGCCAGGACCUGCAGAAAGUAUUCCGCAACUAUGAUCCAGGGCUUCGUAGUCAAGAGAAAGCCGUCGAGUACACUCGGGCACUUAAUGCUGCAAAGUUAGAGAAGAUAUUUGCUAAGCCAUUUAUUGGAGCUAUGGAUGGCCAUAUUGAUGCGGUAUCGUGCAUGGCCAAGAACCCCAAUCAUUUGAAAGCAAUAUUUUCUGGUUCAAUGGAUGGAGAUAUUCGCCUUUGGGACAUUGCUGCGAGGAAGACAGUUUGCCAGUUCCCUGGGCACCAAGGUGCCGUAAGAAGUCUAACAACAUCUACAGAUGGUGAUCUUCUUGUAUCAUGCGGCGUGGACUGCACUGUUCGACUCUGGAAAGUUCCAAUGCUUAAAAUGGUGGACACUAGUGACCGUACUGGAGAUACUUCCCAGCCAUCAGCAGUCUACACCUGGAAGCAUGCAUUCUGGGGUGCUGACCACCAGUGGGACGGUAAUCUUUUUGCUACUGUUGGUGCUCAAGUUGAUAUAUGGGAUCCUAACAGGUCGGAGCCAAUAAAUAGCUUUGAAUGGGGUAAAGAUACAGUUCUUUCUGUGCGCUUUGAUCCUGGAGACUGUAAUGUUUUGAUUACAUCAGCCAGUGAUCGGAGUCUAACACUUUAUGACCUGCGCAUGUCAUCUCCAGCUAGAAAGCUAAUAAUGAAGACAAGGUGCAAUUCAGUAUGCUGGAACCCUAGGGAGCCCAUGAACUUCACUGCUGCAAAUGAAGACACAAACUGCUACUCCUUUGAUGCUAGGAGGCUAGAUGAAGCCAAAAUUGUUCACAAAGGCCAUGUUUCAGCAGUGAUGGAUAUUGACUACUCACCAACUGGGCGUGAAUUUGUUACUGGUUCCUAUGAUAGAACAGUAAGGAUUUUUAAUUAUCUUGGUGAUCAUAGCAGGGAGAUUUACCACACGAAGAGGAUGCAAAGGGUAUUUUGUGUGAAGUACACCUACGACGGGACAUAUCUAGUCUCUGGAAGUGAUGAUACAAAUCUUCGGCUGUGGAAAUCCAAAGCUUCGGAACAACUUGGAGUUCUUCUUCCACGGGAGCGCAAAAAGCAAGAAUACCUGGAUGCUGUGAAGGAGCGGUAUAAGCACCUCCCAGAAGUGAAGCGGAUUGUGCGGCAUAGACACCUACCGAAGCCAAUCUACAAGGCGGCCAACCUGCGGCGUACGAUGAUUGAAGCCGAGAACCGGAAAGAGGAGAGGAGGCGAAAGCACAGCGCUCCAAGGAGCAUGCCCGUGCAGCCCUUCAGGAAGCGAAGGAUCAUCAAAGAAGUUGAGUAGGCGUGUAGGGUUUGCAGGGCCAUGCUGUGUUUCCGUUGAGAGUUGGGACUGCUAGCUGAAGUUUUGCAUUUGUUGUUUACAUAUAUGCAUGGUGUAUCCAGAUUGUUUUUGAAUUCAAAAACCUUUCUCCUAUAGAUGGGAGCGAGCAGUUUUUACCACUGCAAGAAGGAAUUCGCGAUUGACUUGUAGGGUUGGUAUGGUAUUGGUAUGUAGGAGCGUGACUAGCUAUUUGCCUAUUUGAAGAAUGCUAGUACUAGUACAGCAAGGAUGAUGGUGACGGCUGGCUGAAACAGAUGGAGCUAGUCUGAAAGUCAUCAACCAUCUAAUUGCUUUGCUUGUC